Ceraceosorus bombacis is the source of this 447-nucleotide messenger RNA. Lineage: Eukaryota; Fungi; Basidiomycota; Exobasidiomycetes; Ceraceosorales; Ceraceosoraceae. The record is from the annotation of a GenBank genome assembly.
AUGAGGCUGGUGCGGCCAUCGAAGAAAGAGCGGGAUGCGCUCACCACCUCGUCCCACACGGAUCAGCCCUGGAUGGAAAUCGAAAACACGUCGUGGAGGCUGCAAAAGCUCGAGACUACAAUUUACGACUUGUCCUUCAUCAGGCCUACGCAGAGACCCUUUGCGACUUGGGAGCUGACACUCACGCCCGAGCCCGUUGCUCUUGCGGAUCUGCCAGACAAAGGAGCCGAGCAGGACACGCACGAAGUCGUCAUCUCCGAGACCAGAUUUGCGCAGAGCGGCAAGCUGAGAGGCAGAUUGUUGGUCAGGUAUUCCAAGGAUGCUUUGACCAGAGGCGAGGAUGGGAGCUGGAAAGCGGAAGGAAGAAUUCUCAAGCAAGGCAAACCUUGCAGACAUUUUCAGGUGCACGAAGCGAUGCUGGGGGAGGAAUGGCAAGUGCUAGACUGA